AUGUUUGAAAAACUUGAUGGAGGCCAAACUCGUGAACUCCAAGAACGUUGUAGUGAGAACGACGAACUCCUUCCUCUGAAUCUCCAAGGUUCACCUGAUCUGAUGCAUUUUUUCUUCCUUGCAGCCCUGGAGAAAUAUCAAGGAUCGGAGGAUAUAUAUCGGGUUACAAACUGGAAUCGUACGACGCAAGACUCCUACAAAGUCUACAACAACAGAAAGUUUAACAUCCUCUCUCACAUGACCGGCUUCACCCCUAACGUGAUCUAUCUCGUUACAUGCAGAGCCUGUAAGGCACAAUAUGUGGGGGAAACGGGUAGAUCAUUUUCUGACCGUGCAAAAGAACAUAUUCGAUACGCAAAACUCAGCUACAAGGUCCCGACAGACAGACUGGAGCCAGAAGAGAGACAUCAACUGUCUGAAGAUGCCAGAAAAUUGGCCCCGAAGGAGAGACGGCAGCUCCUGGAAACUUUUGUCUAUGAGGGAAUCUGGGGUGCUGACACAGAUGAUAUCCUCUACCACGUGGAAGAAGCGCAGAGGAAGAAGGAGGAGAAAAGGAUGAAGAGGGAGGAGGAGAGGAGGAAGAGAGAGGAGUAUUUGAACAAGAAGAGGAAUGGGCAGGGUUCCCUGGUCAAGAAGUUCAGGAAGACAUUAAAAUCGAUAAGAAAGAAGGAUGGAGAGGAUAAAGAGAAUAAACACGAGAAAAGUACGGAAGAAGAGGAGAAACUGCUGAAUCCUCUGAUAAUUGUCGUCGAUGACUGUCCAUUGUGGGAGGGGAUUGACGGGAUCGUAGAGAGACUUAAAGCAAUACAUAUGAAAAUGUUCCUGGCCUUCAAACCUCAUUCGGAACAUGCAACAGAGAAAGACAUGCAGAUACUAGUAAAUUUCCUUGAAGCGAAACCAGAUUGCUCUGCGGUUGUGCUUCGGUCACAACCAUCCAACGUGCCGCUCCUUAAGCAUAUUUUACGAAAUGAGACUGGAACUGCCCUAAAGCUGGAAGCAAAGAGUUUGUCCGUGUCUUCCGUGCCCGCCGCCAUCGUUCCAGGUCCAUCGGUGGAAUUAAUAAAUGCGAGGAACUGGAAGUGCUCAGGGCGACAUUUAGGAUACAAUUGCAAGGGGAAAGGGUUGUGUAAUAAGUCUGUGGCUCUUGUAUCUUCUCUUUCACUGGCUCCCCUUUUAGAGGCGGCAUACCAAGACGCUCAAAAUGCACCCCACUCCAGUUCUGCCCGGCUGAAUGUGACAGAUCAUCGUUGUUUCGUUCUGACAUCAGAUGAAGACCUGCUAGCAUCCUUGCAGUCCCUCAGAGACCACUGUGGUGUUCAAUUUGUACACCCGAAGGAUUUUCGUGGUUGCGAGGCUUCAAUUGUCAUCACAGUGGACGUGAGCGACGACUGGCUACUGGAAGUGAUAUCCCGCUCCAGGACUCGGCUCAUCAUAAUCGAUAACCUUCCAAACCAUGAGGACCUCUGGAAGACCAUGAUUGCAGAACAACGCGUGCACAUCUGUGAGGGUCCUUCUCCCAGUGGCGUGGAAACUUACCCGGAAAUCCUAUUGACGCUUGAUGAGACAGAACAGUUUUUGAAGAUUUACUGGGGCUGCAAUGGUCAAGUCAGCUCAUACCUUUAUCAGAAUCUAUUGCUUGAAGCCAUAAAACCAUACGACUACGAGGGAUCAUCUCGACAAGAUCUGAAUCCUCAGAAGUCGCAUUUUAAAGAUGUCCCGCUCCAAGCUCAACAUGAACUCUAUGCCGAUGAAGAGGGAGGCAUCCCGGGCAUAAGAUGCCAACCUGGGAUGACACGGCCUCUAGAAUCGGAAAAAAGGCCGUUGAAAGUGGGAGACUUGAUCCAACCACUGGCGCAAUCAUUUCUUCAUCUCCCGAUGCAUGGAAAGCAAUCCACCCCAGUCUUUCCCCCUCCUCGUCUUCCCCUUUCUUCGAUUGGGGAUACGCGUGGAAUGUUGGCAGCCAUGGCUCCGAUCGAACGAGCAACUCUUCGCCCCAUCGUCUACUACGAGUUCCUCCAAGAACACUCUGCGAGAGCCACCGCGAACAACAUCUGCGCUGCAUUCAAGGGCAACGUCGUCCACUAUUCCACGGUGUCUCGAUGGUUGAAACGCUUGGAAUCUGGCGACACGACCUUCGGAGAUCGACCAUGCUCAAGACGUCCAUCUACAGUCGAUGAUGAAGCCCUGCGGAACGCCCUCAACGCGAAGCCGAACGCCACCACUCGCUAA
Darwinula stevensoni is the source of this 2229-nucleotide messenger RNA. The record is from the annotation of a GenBank genome assembly. NCBI's taxonomy places the organism in Eukaryota, Metazoa, Arthropoda, Ostracoda, Podocopida, Darwinulidae.